AUGCCACCCAAAAAGGCAGUUGCUGGUGCCCAGGUUAGAAUCAAAUCGGGAAAAGUCUCUUGCGGAAGAAAAGGAAAGUGCGUCCACUGCGCAGUCGCAGCGGAAAGGAUCUGUCAGCGUUGCGGCGAUUACUACUGCUCCAAGGACUGUCAGGUCCAGGAUUGGCCACGUCAUCGCUACAUUUGCUUCCCUCUGCCCGCUCUGGUCCAUCCCAUCCAUUCGGUGUUCCAGAGCUGCCAUGAGUUAUCUUUGGAGGGUGCAUGUUCGGUUAAUAGUGAUAAAACCGUAGUUGGGGCAACUCUAGCCAGCUCUCCAAGCCUAUCCGAUGUGGAGGGCAAUAAGAUUUCCAGUGCCAGCAAUAUUGCACCCCAAAACAAAAUUCCGAUUCUUCCGCCAAAAGCGAUCAUGCCUCCCAGCAAUAGUCUGGUAUUUAUAAUGGCAUUCAAAUCCGCGAAUCGCUGCUAUAUUCGCGAUGCCAGCGAAGUUGCUGACAGGGCAUUUGCCCAAGUUUGCGAAAAGUCUUUGGUAAUACACCGCCGACUACAACUUCUGGAUCAUGGAGUCGUUACGUCGAGAACUGUUUCGGAAAUGCGGGAGAUCAAUGAUGAGUUGUUAUCCCUGCCCUGCUUCACUCUGCAGGUGCAGCUCAAGGAUGUGCCCAACUAUGCGGUAAGCGAAGAUUUCUUCGCAUUCACCUCGCAAUUCGAGGGCGAGAUGUAUGUGGCAGUCCAUGAAAAAACUCCUGGGUGCAUACAAGUAGAACUAUUGCAUCCAGAGACAAAAAUGUCACUAAAUGCAAAAAUACGUGAUUACUGCGCCAACAAAAAGAUUUACGAAAAUAUGAACUCUUAUAAAAAGAAUGAGAAGCUUAAUCGGCCAAUUCCCCCAUCUGGUCAGCAAACUACCAAAGAUAAUAAAACUAUUGCAAGUGCUGUGGUCAAUAAUUCUCUGGCUGUUUCUCAAGGACCACAAAUAACUACCCAGGAAUUUUUAAACAAACUAGAAACAGAAGUAAAGAAUCAGAGCGAUCCUAGAAAUGCUUUGUCUUUCUCAGACAAAAAUAAAGAGACACCAAAGAAGCCGAGUCCAACAGCUGGACAAGAAACAAUUACUCAAAAUCAGUCUAAACCAGUUUUUGAAGUUGGCAAUAAUACUUCAGCAAAAGUAGAGCCCCAAGUAUCCUUAAAAAAUAAAGAAACUGAGGCUAGCAUUCAGAUCGAUCAAAUUCAAGGAGUAACAGCAGCUUCACCCCAGAAGAACAUUAAGAAAGAUGAGCCUAGUGACUUUUUCCGUUCUUAUUUUAGUGAAAGGGGUAUUAAAGAGCAGGAUUUUGAGAAAAUGUCCCCAAGCGAAAAAUUUAGCUGUUUUUUUGGAUCCCGCGCGACUAUUAAAGAUAGUAAAGAAACACCGUCCGUUGAUCUUUCUAAAGACUCUCAGUUAACCAAGAAAAUAACAUUGACAAAAAGCCAGCUGUUCAGGAAUCAAAAAAAGAGCAGGAUCUUAAGAAAAUGUCCCCAAGCGAAGUAUUUAACUGUUUUUUUGGAUCCCGCGCGGACAUUAAAGAUAUUAAGAAAACACCGUCCGUUGAUCUUUCUAAAGACCUCUCAGUUAACCAAGAAAAUAAUAUUGACCAAAAGCCUGCUGUUGAGGAAUCGAAAAAAACCGAAGAUAGCAUUUCCAAGACUUUAGUUGGAUCCAAAACCAAAGAUGAAGGAGCAAGCA
Molecule: messenger RNA, 1722 nt
Organism: Drosophila suzukii
Lineage: Eukaryota; Metazoa; Arthropoda; Insecta; Diptera; Drosophilidae
Source: RefSeq, a predicted model, not a curated record